Molecule: messenger RNA, 717 nt
Organism: Diaporthe citri
Lineage: Eukaryota; Fungi; Ascomycota; Sordariomycetes; Diaporthales; Diaporthaceae
Exons: 2
Coding region: 1-717 (238 amino acids)
Biological process (GO): kinetochore assembly
Cellular component (GO): kinetochore
Source: RefSeq, a predicted model, not a curated record
AUGGAGGACGUAGCCCACGAAAGCGACAUCAGCAAAGGCCCCUCCUUUUCUGACGAAGAAAGGGAGAUCCUGGAACUCUAUGACCAGGUCCAGAAACUGGAGCUGGAGGUAGCUCUGGCCAAGGCCAGGGUACGCCUCGCCGAAGAGGCCGAGAAAGGAGGACGCGGCGACGACGACGAGCAGGACGAAGACGAUUCAGGCGAGGUCGAAGAGGCCAGGAACCAGCUCCUCGAGGCAAUGUCCCUGUACACCCUCCGCAACGGCGUCGUGAACAACGUCCUCAUCACCAACCCGCUGCUCAAGGGCAUCCACGGCAGCACCGCGGCGUCGCCCAUCGAGCAGGACAUCCUGCCCUGGGUUCAGGCCCGCGACGCGGCCUCGCGCGACGUCGCCGCGCAGUCCGCCGCCGCCCGCCAGGUCCUCGCCCAGCUGACCGACGCCGAGGCCGAGGUGCUGCGCGCGGCGCGGCGCAACCGCGAGCUGGCGGCCGAGGUCCUCCGCCUCGCGAGGGAGGCCGACCGCGGCAAGGUCGGUGCCGCCGGCGGUAGCGGCGACCCGGCGGCGGAGGCGCAGGUCGCGGAGCUGGAGAAGAGGCUCGCGGCCAGCCGGCAGAAGUGGAGGGUCAUGAAGGGCACGGCCAGCGGCAUCGUGGCCGGGAGCGGGGUCGACUGGGCGGCCGACCCGGUGCUGAGGGAUGUGGUGCUGGACCCGGAGUAG